Molecule: messenger RNA, 5548 nt
Organism: Eleginops maclovinus (Patagonian blennie)
Lineage: Eukaryota; Metazoa; Chordata; Actinopteri; Perciformes; Eleginopidae
Product: hepatic leukemia factor-like
Biological process (GO): regulation of transcription by RNA polymerase II
Cellular component (GO): nucleus
Molecular function (GO): DNA-binding transcription factor activity, RNA polymerase II-specific; RNA polymerase II cis-regulatory region sequence-specific DNA binding
Source: RefSeq, a predicted model, not a curated record
GGCCCGUGUUGGUUCCAGCUGACUGAGAGAGAGAGGGAGUCAGAAAGAAGGACGAAAAUAGAGAGAGGUGUGUGUGUCUGUGUGUGUGUAUGUGUGCGUGUGUGAGAGAGAGAGACAGAGAGAGAGAGAGAGAGAGAGAGAGAGAGAAAGGGAGGGAGAGAGGGAGGAAAAUAAGAGCCAUCAGUCUCAUCUAUCUGACUCUCAUACUACUGGAUAUUAUUAUUUUUUUUCGGGGGGGAUCUCUUUAUUUCCAUCAUCUUAUAUUUUGUCGCUCAUAUUUAAUCACAAGUUAUUUUUUUCUAUCUUGGAGUCUCUUCGCUUCGACUGUUUCUAAUCCUCUUUCACUGCAUGGGACUAUACGGCCAUCCGCGUUUGAAUCUGCUUUUAUUUUAAUUUUGCUUUUCCCCCUCCGGAUUAAAAAUCAAGCAACCGACCGACGGACCGGAUCCGAGCGUGAGUUUCCUUUAACAUAAACUCAAAGAGGACUUUACUCGCUGCGAGCUCCAGGAUCCGAUCUGUCUUCCUGUGUGCGCGUUCAUUAUUGCAGAGUUAGUUCAAAGAGGUGACAGCACCAGCAACUCGUGAAGGUUCAGCCAGAACCGAGAGGAUGAAUUAGACUCGGCGAACAUGGUGCCAUUUUGGAGAUAAGUCCCCCCUCUUUUCAUUUUGUAUACCUUUUUCUUCAUGGGACGGGCGGAAAAUCGAGAUUCCAGGUGGAUAUCUUGAACGCGUCACCUGCCCGCGCACCUUUGUGACGACGCGCCUGUCAAUUAGCGUCACUAAUUGGAUUAUUUUGAUCUUGAACUUAGAGUCUGCAGGUUGCUCUUCUCUACCUCCUCCUCCCCUCCCUCACCUCCCACCACCUCCUCCUCCUCCUCCCCCCUUGAAGUUAUGUCAAGGCCUCUCACUCAGCUCUUACCGCCGGAUCUCCCUGCCGGGGCCACCAGCCCCCAGUUUGGGGCCAGCAACCCGGCUGGAAGUGGGACCCAGGGAGGACACCUGACCUCCAUGACCAACCUGAAGACUCUGCUCCAACUGCCAAUCAAGGCCGACCAGAGAGCCAAGGACUGCUGCGAGAUGAAAGAUAAAGAUAAGCCCGCGGAAUCUGAUGAGGAAUCAAAUCAGAGUGUCAUCACGGGAGGGCCUGGUGCUCCCAGUGCGGCACCGGGGGCCCCCGGAGCACCUGGGACUGGCCCGCUGCGUCCCAACUCACAGUCAGCGUUUCUGGGCCCGUUGCUGUGGGAGAGGACCCUGCCGUGUGACGGAGGAUUGUUCCAGCUGCAGUACAUGGACCUGGAGGAGUUCCUAACUGAGAACGGGAUGGGCAUGCACAACAACGGGCCCAGCUCCACCAGGGCCCAGAUCCCCUCCCAGAGCUCCCAGUCAGCGGUGCCCAACCAGAGCUCCCAGUGCCCUCCCACCUCUCCCCCGCCCUGCUCCUCUUCUUCCUCCUCAAUGUCCUCUUCGUCCUCCUCUUCCUCACUGCUGGGACUGGAGAAUGUCCAGCCUCAACCGCCGCCGCCACCGCCCCUGCCACCUCAGCAGCAACAAGGCAUGAUGGGAGGACCUGAGUGUCCACAUGGUGGUCGGGCAGUGCCUCAGGACGCAUCCCCGACAUCCACUACCUGUCCUCCAGGACCCUCUGGAACUCCAGCGGCCGCCAAUGGCAGCAACGAGGUCAUGGUGAACUUUGACCCUGACCCAGCAGACUUGGCGUUGUCUAGUGUGCCAGGACAGGAGGCGUUUGACCCGCGGCGGCACCGGUUCUCUGACGAAGAGCUCAAGCCUCAGCCAAUGAUCAAGAAGGCCCGCAAGAUGCUGGUCCCCAAUGAACAGAAGGAUUUGGGGAAUUCUACGUUUGAAUUUGCAAAUGAGGACGACAAGUACUGGAGCCGGCGCGUCAAGAACAAUGAGGCGGCAAAGCGCUCGAGGGACGCCCGGCGGCUGAAGGAGAACCAGAUCUCGGUGCGCGCCGCCUUCCUGGAGCGGGAAAACGGUGUACUUCGCCAGGAGGUGGCCGACAUGAGGAAAGAGCUGGGCCGCUGCAGGAACAUCAUCAACAAGUACGAAAGUCGACACGGAGACUUGUGAGGCGGCGGCGGAGGAAGAAAAAGAAGACGUCGAAGGAGAUAGGGGCGUGGGGGGGGGGAGGAUGAAAUGAGAAAAGGGUACAAGGCAAACCCAACAACAGCAGCACUUUAGUUGAAGUGGCGAGGGAGGCGGCCGACGUAGAUCUGCACUAAGCGCUGUGCGACACCCGGCGCAAACACGAAACGUGUGUGCACGCUGUGCUUCAGGAUGUCACGAACAGGAAAGCACAGCAACGCCAUCUUUUCUAGUUUGACUCCUUUUUUUUGAACGUGAUGCUUCGCUGGAUUCCACUCUACGUACUGUAUCACCGCGUGUCACCUCGGCAGCUUACGUCACCCUCGGUGCUGUGCUUACACCCGGUGUCGCACAGCAUUUUUGCAGGUAGUGCGUCCCGGCUGCUACUUCGGCCAGUUCAAACAGGGUGUUGAAUUCACAUUAUGCCAGUGAAAUCUCACGUUAUAAGCUCAAGGCACGGAUACAAGCCAGGAGAGGUCAGAUGUGUAAUUUUUUUCUAUAAAUAGGACAAAAGAACAUGUAUAUUUUUGAAGUCGGCAGGAAAGCAAGACUAGUCCAGCAAAGAGGAUGAGGUGCAGGGUUUUCGUCCAUAACCGCAAAAGAGAUUUUGACAUAGGAUUAUUGUAUAUUUUUCUAUUAGCAAAGAUAGUCAGGAGGAGGAUUUUGGAGAUAAUCUUUUGUAUAUUUUAUAUAUGGGCGGGGAGGGGCUUAGCUGGACAGUCACGGGGCCACAAAAAACGCUUUUCCUCCCAGCUGUUUAUCGCAAAACAACAGAUAAUCUAUUUUCGAUUUCACUGAGCUGGUUAGGCGUGGGAGUAACAGAGAAUGUAUCACGGUUGAAUCAGGUAUUUCACUUGCUGCGAGAAGAGGCGGGGUAUCUUAGUAACGAUUGUUCUCGGCGGGGGCAGUUUGGGCGAUGGCAGGGGGAAGACGGUGAAACAAAAAUUGUACAGUUUUAAGACAUUUUUGUGUUCGUUUGUUUCCUUUGUGGGCUCGUUAAAACACUUGAUUUGUUAUCUUCUAUUUGAUUCCGUGUCUGAUUCUUUUAAAUAGUCGCAGGGCUUUUAUUUUUGAAGGAAAAGGAGAAAAAGAGAGAGGAAAACAGGAAGUAAUUAGCCAUCAGAACAGCUGGAUGUGAGCAGAUGUUUGAAAAUAAAAAAGGUGAGAAUUUCGCUGGCAGGUUUGCUUUUAGUUUGGUGUCUUGCUCGCACACGAACACAAACUCAGAGUGACAGACAACAAUAACACAACAGUCUUUCUCUGUUUACUCCUUGAUUUGUCCAGGAUGUGCAAAAAUGAAAUACUAACUGGUUUAGGGUUGAUUUGCCCAGAUUGAACAGUGACUGAGACAUUCAGCAUGCAGACACACAACAAACACCCGGACACACACAGUCCUUACCCAGGUUUGAACCCUUGUUGUUGUUGUUGAUGUUGUAAUGGACUUCUAUGGUGCUGAUCUGAUCUGAUCCUUCACCUGACACACACACACACACACACACACACACACACACACACACACACACACACACACACACACACACACACACACACACACACACACACUGACAUAAAUCCUAAUUACACACAUGCAAACACCUCCACCAUUUCAAACACAGUACUGAACUGCCUAUACCCUUUCUUUGUCUUUUAUUCCUUCAUUUUAGUUAAUUUUUUUUCUUGCUUUUGUUGCAUAUUGUAUCGAUAAAUCGUAUAUAGAUUUACACACAAACACUUGUCUAUACCUCUCCUUCAGACUUUACCCAAUGAGAUACAAGACAUGCACCCUACUGCUACUGUACCAUACAACUGUACUAUUGAAUAUGAAACUAUUCUCUCACUAGAUAUAAAUAUAUAUAUGUAUAUGAUAUAUGCUUGAAUUAUGUGAUUAUAGUUGUAAUAUACAUAAUUGAAUAUAUUACAGAAAAUCCCAAUGGAAUCAUUUUGUCAGUUUUUCUCAGGUGUUUUUGUCUGAGGUAUUAAAUACACAUAUUAAAAAAAACACAAAAAAAGUCUUGGAUCACAGAGUUUGUGGUUUGAUUGAUUUUGUUUGCCGGGGGGAUUAUAUUUGAUUUUUGUUUGUGGAAAGCAUUUCCAAGCUGUUUGGUUUCAUUGUUAUGAUUCAGUUGAACGGGCUGUUCGAUAGAAAACUUUCCCCGAAGACGAAGACCAACUGGCCGUUCAUUAAGCCCCACCCCCUUAAGUCACUGUUGCUAUGUGUUCAGUUCUAAAGCUUCACAAACACAUUUCAUCAUGACAACCUUAGCUUUAGCUAGCUAGCUAACAUCUCUUCAAUCACUCUGAUCUCAUUGAAGGAAGCCCAGCCACUAUUGUGAUAUUGGAUUCGUUUUUAGAGAUAACAAAGCUAGUUUAUUUUUCAUAACGGGUUAGCGUGUAAGUUGUAGCUACCCAGCUAAGUCUAAGUUUAAGUAUGUAGGACAUUUUCCAAAUGGUCUUAAAUAUGCAUUUAAGGGUAUCUCUUUUACUUUAGCGUGAUGCACACCUCUUAACAUGCUAAGAAAUCCAAAACCGAUCGAUAAGCAAUGAUUGGACAGUCAAUCUUUGGGGGAGGGGUUUACUGAAUGGUCAAUUUAAAGCUUUUGUGUCUUUGCUUAGAGUUGGCGACUAAUUGAAAUUGUUUUUCCCUAUUAUCUGAUAUAAAGCCAGAGUUGCUAGUAUUAUGAUUGCUUGAUUGUUUUAUUCAGGGGAAGCUGUGAUUUGCUUCUCACCUAAAUCCCUUUUUGAUUUCCAAGAACAACUUUUACUUGAUUUCCCAUGAGCCUGUUUGCUGUUGAAACCUUCAACAGAGACUUAACUGAACCCCAGGUGUAUUGUAUUAUGGGAGCUGUAGUUCUAUCCUUGAUAUAAAUAUAUAUAUAUUUUGUUUUGUUUUGUUUACUUCAGUAUUUUCUUUUUGGGAAUAUGUUUCAACCUGAUCCACAGACACAAACGUUUGAAUAUAAUCCCUUGAAAAAAAGUCUCUGAGCUUCUUACACUUCCAUCCGUUGAUGGAAGAAGAAAGCCAUGUGUUUUUUCUUUUUGAUAUCUGGGAUUUUUGGAUUUCUCACAGACAUUUUAGAAACUUUUUGACAGUGCUAUUUUUCUAUGUAAUUGUGUUGUUGAGCGUGUUGCAACUUAUUUUGGUGGUCGAGGCCUACUUUUCACGUGGUGGCAAUUACGUACGAUAAAACACAGCAUUGCGGGUAAUAAUGACAUCAAUGAUAAUAAUGAUAAUAAUAAUAAUAAUAAUGUACACAGCCUUGUUAUUUCUCCUUCAAUUUUGUGGAUUACCAGCUAUCUUCUCCAUGUUGUGACUGACUGUUAUGAACUACAAGUCCCAUGAGUGCAACACUACCCUGACUCCUCACCCAUAUUGUGUGCUGUCCACAGGGAUGAUGGCGUUUUUCCCUCCAAACACCAAUAAAGGCUUAUCCUUACUCACUGA